CUCCCCUCUCUCUCGCCCCUCAAUCGCAGAGCUGCGCUCACCGACUCGACACCGCCAACAGGGAUGCAGCGAGGGCGCAGCGCAGCCUGAAAAAUGGCACCACCACGCGUCCUGUGGAUCUAUCCAUCCCUUUUCUUCCCGUCCUCCCUGCUUUUCCUUUUUCACGCGUUGUCGCCGUGCCGAGCCUUACGGAAUUACCCGGAGAAUGAAGUUACGUUGCUGGACUCCAUGUCAGCCUUGGCCGACCUGGGCUGGGAGGCUUACCCUAAUGAGGGGUGGGAGGAGAUCAGCGUGAUGGAUGAGAGGAACACGCCAAUGAGGACCUACCAGGUGUGUAACGUCAUGGAGGCCAACCAAAACAACUGGCUGAGGACGCGUCACAUCAGCCGAGAAGGAGCGCAGCGCAUCCACAUUGAGAUCAAAUUCACCCUGAGGGACUGCAACAGCCUGCCCGGGGUCCCCGGUACCUGCAAGGAGACAUUCAACAUGUACUACUAUGAGUCCAACAAUGCCAACCUGUGGUUCAUCAAGGAAAGCCAGUAUGUCAAGAUCGAUACUAUUGCUGCAGAUGAGAGUUUUACACAGGUGGACGUUGGGGACCGCGUGAUGAAGCUGAACACGGAGGUGCGCGACAUCAGCAACCUGAGUAAAAAGGGCUUCUACCUGGCCUUCCAGGACCUUGGCGCCUGCAUCGCUCUGGUCUCAGUCAGGGUCUUCUACAAGAAGUGUCCCCUCACUGUGCUUAACUUGGCCCAGUUCCCCGACACAAUAACGGGCGGAGACACGGCACUGGUGGAGGUCCACGGUGUGUGUGUGAAUGCCUCUGAGGAGUUUGAGGCUCCGAAGAUGUACUGCAGUGCAGACGGAGGCUGGCUGGUUCCCAUCGGGAGAUGUGUGUGCAAACCGGGCUUCGAGGAGAACAAGGACGUCUGCCAACCGUGCAGACAUGGUACCUACAAAGCUUCAGCCACAGAUGCCUACUGCACCAAAUGUCCUCCUCACAGCUCGUCCCCGCAGGAACAAGCAGUGGAGUGCGUUUGCGAGAGAGGUUUCUACCGCGCUGAGACCGACCCACGCUCCAUGGCCUGCACACGUCCUCCAUCUGCUCCAGAGAACACCAUCUCCACAGUGAACGAGACCUGCGUCACCUUGGAGUGGUCGCCCCCCAGAGACACAGGAGGCCGAGGAGACAUCACCUACAGCCUCCACUGCAGAAAGUGCUCCGGGGACGGCCGGAAGUGUACACCGUGUGGUAGCAGCGUCCAUUUUGUUCCCAGACAGUUUGGUCUCUCAUCAGCCACCGUACUGGUUACCGACCUGCAGCCGGACUCCAACUACAGCUUCACUGUCGAGAGCCAGAAUGGAGUGUCGGACUUAAGUCCCACGCCCAGAGGAACGGUAGUCAUCAAUGUCACUACAUCACAGACAGUGAGCGUAGUGUUGAAGGAGAGGCGGAGUAAGGACAGUGUGACGUUGGCCUGGCAGGGUCCAGUGAGACCCAACGGAGCCAUCGUGGAGUAUGAGGUCAUCUACUAUGAGAAGAACCAGCGGGAGCAGAACUACACAGUCUUGAAGACUCGCUCCAACAUGAUGACAGUGGACGGGCUGAAGCCAGGGACCACCUAUGUGUUCAGGGUUAGGGCUCGAACCGAUGGGGGCUACGGGAGCUACGGGGGAGAGAUCGAAUUGGAAACCAGCCACGAAGAUGUCUUUGCUAUCGGGGACCCUAACCAGUCCACCAUUCUGGCUGUGUCCAUCGCUGGGGGAAUCGUUCUCCUCAUCUUCCUGGUGACUUGCUUUGUUGUCAGCGGAAGGCACUGUGGAUAUAUCAAAGCCAAGCAGGACCCCGAUGAGGAGAAGAUGCAGUUCCAACACGGCCGAGUCAAGCUGCCAGGCAGCAGGACUUACAUCCAUCCUCACACUUACGAAGACCCCAACCAGGCUGUCAGGGACUUUGCCAAAGAGAUCGAUGCUUCCAAUAUUCGCAUAGAGAGAGUCAUUGGAGCUGGAGAGUUUGGGGAGGUGUGCAGUGGUCGGUUGCGUGUUCAGGGAAAGAGGGAGAUCUACGUGGCCAUCAAGAGUCUGAAGGCGGGAUACUCUGACAAACAGAGGAGGGACUUCCUGUCUGAAGCCUCCAUCAUGGGACAGUUUGACCACCCGAACAUCAUCAGGCUGGAGGGGGUCGUCACAAGAUGUAAACCAGUGAUGAUCAUAACCGAGUUCAUGGAAAACGGAUCCCUGGACACUUUUCUCAAGAAACACGACGGUCAGUUCACGGUGAUCCAGCUGGUCGGCAUGCUGCGUGGCAUCGCCUCAGGUAUGAAGUACCUGUCAGACAUGAGCUACGUUCACCGAGACCUGGCAGCUCGAAACAUCCUGGUCAACAGCAACCUGGUGUGUAAGGUGUCUGACUUUGGCCUGAGUCGAGUUCUGGAGGACGACCCAGAGGCGGCUUACACCACAAGGGGAGGAAAGAUCCCCAUCAGAUGGACGGCUCCAGAGGCCAUAGCUUACAGGAAGUUCACCUCAGCCAGCGAUGUGUGGAGUUACGGCAUCGUCAUGUGGGAGGUGAUUUCAUACGGAGAGAGACCCUACUGGGAGAUGUCCAACCAGGAUGUGAUCAAAGCAAUAGAUGAGGGCUACCGUCUUCCCGCUCCUAUGGACUGUCCUGUGGUGUUGCACCAGCUCAUGUUGGACUGCUGGGAGAAGGGACGCAGCGACAGGCCAAAGUUUGGACAGAUUGUCACAAUCCUGGACAAGCUCAUCAGAAACCCAGCCAGCCUCAGAGAGCUCGCCAACAGCUCAGCAUGCAGGGAGGACCUGUCCCCCCCAGAGCUCAGUGUGAGCACAGUGGAUGAGUGGUUGGAGGCCAUCAAGAUGGGCCAGUAUAAGGAGAACUUUUCCAGUGCUGGAUAUGUCAGCUUGGACUCAAUCCUCUACAUCAGUGUCAGUGAAUUGUCCAAGAUGGGUGUGAAUCUUGCCGGCCACCAGAAGAAGAUUUUGUCCAGCGUGCAGAGCCUGCAGACCCAGGGGACGCACGUCCAAGUAUAACAGUUUCCACAUAAACGCACAGUGAGACAGAGCCAAAAUGGAUGCUCCUGUGAAGAGUUUCCCCACUGAAACGGGAGUUGUAAUGGAAACUCUGUGCUCGGGCCUCCAUUGAUCUUGAGACACACUGAGACGGAGACAACAUGGACGCUUGACUCCUUCACCUUCUCGCAGUUUCACCAUUCUUCCCAUCCUCGAUGGGCACUACCGGCUUUAGCACUCAAGAGUCCCGGCGACACAGCCACCAUUGUGGAGCAACAGAGAGACACGCGUCCAACAACAAGGCCACAUCUAGAGCAUCCCAGACCAUUUCACAUCAUAUCAGCUCAACAAAAGAAGAAAAACAUAUUCUUAACAAAGGAAAUGACAAAAAAAA
Molecule: messenger RNA, 3424 nt
Organism: Sander lucioperca (pikeperch)
Lineage: Eukaryota; Metazoa; Chordata; Actinopteri; Perciformes; Percidae
Gene: epha4b
Product: eph receptor A4b
Exons: 19
Coding region: 94-3051 (985 amino acids)
Biological process (GO): axon guidance; cell surface receptor protein tyrosine kinase signaling pathway; protein phosphorylation
Cellular component (GO): neuron projection; plasma membrane
Molecular function (GO): protein binding; ATP binding; transmembrane-ephrin receptor activity
Source: RefSeq, a predicted model, not a curated record